Molecule: messenger RNA, 1095 nt
Organism: Chaetura pelagica (chimney swift)
Lineage: Eukaryota; Metazoa; Chordata; Aves; Apodiformes; Apodidae
Gene: RRH
Product: retinal pigment epithelium-derived rhodopsin homolog
Exons: 7
Biological process (GO): G protein-coupled receptor signaling pathway; visual perception
Cellular component (GO): membrane; photoreceptor outer segment
Molecular function (GO): G protein-coupled receptor activity
Source: RefSeq, a predicted model, not a curated record
CAGUGAGUUGAAUAAUGAAAGAAUUUGCCUGACAGGUUUUGUAGUGUUUUGUCGCCUGGAUGAAUGAUUGCGGAGGAUAGACUAGAGUCUCUUUUGACAAGAAUGCAUUGGAAUGAUUCAUCCAAUUCCUCAGAAAGUGACAAUGAAGCUCAUUCAGCCUUUACACAGACAGAGCACAACAUAGUUGCAGCUUACUUAAUAACUGCAGGAGUGAUAAGUAUUUUCAGUAACAUUGUUGUGUUAAGCAUCUUUGUUAAGUACAAAGAGCUUCGGACAGCAACCAAUGCAAUUAUUAUCAACCUGGCUUUUACUGACAUUGGUGUUAGUGGCAUUGGUUACCCCAUGUCUGCUGCCUCCGACCUGCAUGGAAGCUGGAAAUUUGGAUAUACUGGGUGCCAGAUCUAUGCUGCGUUAAAUAUCUUUUUUGGAAUGGCGAGUAUUGGUUUGCUCACUGUUGUUGCAGUUGACCGAUACCUGACAAUCUGCAGGCCUGACAUAGGAAGAAGAAUGACUACCCGUACCUAUGCCAUUCUAAUCCUUGCUGCUUGGAUAAAUGCAGUCUUUUGGGCUUCCAUGCCCACUGUAGGCUGGGCAAGCUAUGCUCCGGAUCCAACUGGAGCAACAUGCACAGUAAAUUGGAGGAAGAAUGAUGUGUCCUUUGUUUCCUACACAAUGAGUGUAAUUGCUGUUAAUUUUGUUGUACCUUUAACAGUCAUGUUUUACUGUUAUUACAAUGUUUCCCGAACAAUGAAACAAUAUGCCAGCAGUAACUGCCUGGAGAGCAUCAAUGUAGAUUGGUCUGACCAAGUAGAUGUGACAAAGAUGUCUGUUGUGAUGAUUGUAAUGUUCUUAGUGGCAUGGUCUCCAUAUUCUAUUGUGUGUUUAUGGUCUUCCUUUGGAGACCCAAAGAAAAUUUCUCCUGCAAUGGCCAUCAUAGCUCCUCUCUUCGCAAAAUCUUCCACAUUCUAUAAUCCCUGCAUUUAUGUUGUUGCAAACAAAAAGUUUCGGAGGGCAAUCCUGGCAAUGGUGCGGUGUCAGACAAGACAAGAGAUAACUAUAAGCAAUGCCUUGCCCAUGAGUGCAUCUCAAAAUGCA